Molecule: messenger RNA, 267 nt
Organism: Melampsora larici-populina 98AG31
Lineage: Eukaryota; Fungi; Basidiomycota; Pucciniomycetes; Pucciniales; Melampsoraceae
Exons: 3
Coding region: 1-267 (88 amino acids)
Biological process (GO): intracellular signal transduction
Molecular function (GO): protein serine/threonine kinase activator activity
Source: RefSeq, a predicted model, not a curated record
AUGCUUCUGAAAGAAAUGUUGAGGCAUGAAGUCAUGGCUAAAAUUUUACUCUAUUCAGAUUGUGAGCAAACCACUUUGGGAAUGGCUUGUGAUGCAAUUUCAAGUUGCAAAGCGUGCAAAAUCCGCUUCGACAGGUCAAAUUAUAAUGUGAUGAAUAAAUAUGUUUCAAACAAAGAUAACUUGAAAAUUUUGAUGAAAUUCUUAGAAGAUAGAUCUGAAAACAUUCAAUUCAAAGCGUUUCAUGUCUUCAACGUUCAAUCCUUUUGA